ACACAUUUACCCCUCCACUUUUAAAUCACAUUCUUCAUCUCCAAGUAAAGCUCCUCAAAAUCAAAUCCUAGCCGUCCAUUUCUUAAGAGACUCCGCCCCAUAACCAUAACUCGGUUCCAAAAAUUUAUUUAAGAUACGAGGAGGGAAAGCCAGAAAGGGACCCUUUAAAUUCUCAAAUCUAGGGUUUUUGUUUUUCAUUAUUAGUAGAAUUCAAUUCUGAAUUCCAGGGUUUUACUGUUACCGGUAUUGAAUGAAUAAGAAAAAUAGAAUAAUACCAUAUAAACAAUUUUGCCUGGAAUUUGAAAUACCAGAAAACAAUGGCUAGGAAGCGAGAAUUGGGUAGUACUAGUGGAAGUAAUCAUGGUGAAAGAGUUUGUGAAGAGUUAGGGCCCUGUUAUUCUGAAUCUCGAGAAGACGUGGCUGAGCGUCGAUUUCUUCGCUCUCAAUACCUUGCUGUCAAGGCCCUCAUUAGUGAAGAAAGGGAUGAUAUAACAAGAGCAGAUUCUGACAAGUUUGACUCAAUCUUUCACCAAGUCCAGACCUUGCAUGAUUCCGUACAACAACCAAGAGAACAAGUUGCUGAUGCAGAGGCUCUUUCAGACAUUGCAAGUACAUUGCUAACCUGUGUUAGGGCACAUAACAGUGAAGGUAUUACACCUUCGGAUUUUGUCACAUGUCUUCUCAAACAGUUUGGGCAGCAAAGUGGACCAAGCACUAGUACAGAGAAUGCUGGGAAUGCUACAUUUUGGAAUGAUAUUGGUCUUGCAGUGUCACAUGUUUUCAGGAGAUGUUCAGGAUGCAGCACCAUGAUUGGGCCUAUGAACACUGAACUUAAGCAGCGGAAGAUGCCUGUUCAAAGAAAACGUGUGAGACACACAGAAAGUGCUCAACCUGAACAGUUUGAAGAUGCUGGUGCAGAAGAGAGAAUAGAUACUGACCGAAAUAUGUUAACUAUGUUUAAUAUCUUGAAGAAGAAUAGAAGUGUCAGGCUUGAAAAUCUAGUAUUGAACAGAAACUCUUUUGCACAGACGGUGGAGAAUUUAUUUGCCCUAUCAUUUCUGGUUAAAGAUGGUCGUGCUGAAAUAAAAGUGGAUGAGAAAAACUGUCAUAUUGUUUCACCAAAGAAUGCUCCUUCUGCAACGGCUGUUGCCUUUGGGGCUGCUGCUUACAGCCACUUUGUGUUCAGAUUAGACUUUGAGGACUGGAAGUUGAUGACAUGUUCCGUAGGGGUUGGGGAAGAGCUGAUGCCACAAAGGAAGCAAUUAAAAACAUCAAGCAAUUCUGAAGUAGAUCCACUACCUGGAGAAUCUCAAGCAGCAGUGUCUACAACACAUAUUAGGAAGUUGUGUAGAAAUCGUGGCCUUGUUUUACAAGAAGAGUCUGUUGCUGAGAGUGAAGAGUCUCUGUCAGCUGAUGAAGACUCAGUUCAGUGUGAAAUUAUUGAAGAAAAAAUUGCAGCAAUUCAAAAGAUGCUCGAGCAAACAUGAAAUUGGUUGGAUGUACAGUUUACACUUUACAGUAGCAUUAUAAUUUUUUCUAGCUGAAAGCCUGGAAGUUAGGAUUUGCAUAUUAGUCGUUUAGCUCUCUAUAUCCUACAUAUUCUAUACUAUUCUUUAAGAGGAUUCCUCACUUUCAUCUCCA
Messenger RNA from Quercus robur (English oak), 1641 nucleotides. Its product is annotated as non-structural maintenance of chromosomes element 4 homolog A-like. Lineage: Eukaryota; Viridiplantae; Streptophyta; Magnoliopsida; Fagales; Fagaceae. The transcript is spliced from 7 exons. The coding region runs from base 318 to 1487 and encodes 389 amino acids. The record is from RefSeq and is a predicted model, not a curated record. Gene Ontology annotation, biological process: DNA repair. Gene Ontology annotation, cellular component: nucleus; Smc5-Smc6 complex.